UUCAACAAGUGAGAGCCAGCUUGAGCUGGAAGCAGCCCAAAGGGCAGAGGAUUCCCCCGUAGCGUUCCCCAUUCAGCCUUAAGACCUACCCAGGAGCCGCCAAGGCGCGGAGCACUAGGGCCACCUUAAGAGCUGAGCAAGGCUCUGGCCUCGCACCAAGCCCCGCCCCCUCCGGCUCCCGCCCCGCCCCUUUCUCCUCCGCUUCGCUUGGAAAGAGCUGGGGAGCCCCAGUCUGGCCGGAGUUGGCUGGAGCUGUUGCCAUGACAAGCAUUUUCUUCUGAAAGCUCUGCAGUUGAGACGGUCCGCAGCUGGGGGUGGGGAGGCGGGCACCAACUUCUUGGGGACCAUCCCUGCGAAGACAGCGAGGUCAGACAUCCGCCCAGCUCCGCGCACCCAUUUUCUUCCUGGAAGUUCCAUUCCCGUUGGAAGGGCCGGGGGAGGAGACCCUGCCCACUCCACGGCAGUAGCUGGAAAGGCGAGCGCAGAGCCGGCAUCUCUAGCUUGAUUUCACACUGGGGAGAGCAGUGGAUGGUCACCCCACCCUACCCGGUCCAUGGAAACCUGGAGGGAGAGUCCCCCUUGGAGACACCUGGAUCUUUGCUAGAAAGAGAGAGACCCAGUUGUCAUCGUUAUCCAGGGAGUCCUCCUCUUUCUUCUGCUGCUGCCCUACCAUCCCAGUUGCUGAUUGUUGCUGAGGCUGCCUCCAUGGCAACAUGCGCAUCCUGUUUAGACCUCCAAGUAAUCUGAGCUAGGAACCUACCCACCCUGGACAACUACUUUCAUCACCACCCAGAGGACACCAAUCAUCGUGAUACGAAGUCCGCCUUCUAUUAAGUUCCCCCAUCCUCUUCCUCCUCUCACUACUAGACUUCAUACAGAAGAAAGGAUCUAAGCUUGGUGUUGCCACUCUGAAGCUUAUUGCACAAGAUAUAGUCAAUUUAUUUCCUAACUGGGCCCCCAGAGAAGAAAGAAGUGGGAAGAAGUGGGAAAGGAGGGCAAGAGACACUGAUCAGUUGGAGGGAAACACCAUCUUCUCUGGUUGAGGCUGGUAACUGCAGGCAAAAUGACAAAUACAUCAGGACAUAGCUUGCCAGCCAACUCGACAGCCCAGAGCUAUGAAGGGGAGUUUGGCUGCACAUUAAUGGACCUGAGGAAGCUCAUGGAGUUUCGUUCUACUGAGGCAGUAGACCAGAUCAAUAUCCUCUAUGGAGAUGUACAAAAUAUCUGCAGUAGACUGAAAACCUCCCCUGUAGAAGGUCUAUCUGGAAACCCCACAGAUCUGGAGAAGCGUAGACUUGUUUUUGGACAGAAUGUGAUCCCUCCGAAAAAGCCCAAGACCUUCUUAGAAUUAGUGUGGGAAGCACUGCAGGAUGUCACGCUCAUCAUCCUGGAGAUCGCAGCAAUCAUCUCCCUGGUCCUGUCCUUCUAUCGCCCCCCUGGUGGAGACAAUGAAAUGUGUGGUCAUGUUGCAAGUAACCCAGAAGAGGGGGAAGCAGAAACCGGUUGGAUUGAGGGGGCGGCCAUCCUCGCCUCGGUGAUCAUUGUGGUAUUAGUGACAGCCUUCAACGACUGGAGCAAAGAGAAGCAGUUCCGGGGGUUGCAGAGCCGCAUUGAACUGGAGCAAAAAUUCUGCAUUAUCCGGAAUGGUCAGCUCAUCCAGCUCCCCGUGGCUGAGAUUGUGGUGGGAGAUAUUGCCCAGAUCAAGUACGGUGACCUGCUGCCGGCAGAUGGAAUCCUGAUCCAAGGGAAUGAUCUGAAAAUUGAUGAGAGCUCUCUGACAGGAGAAUCAGACCAUGUCAAGAAGUCCCUGGACAAAGACCCCAUGCUGCUGUCAGGAACCCAUGUGAUGGAAGGUUCCGGCCGAAUGGUAGUGACUGCUGUGGGGACCAACUCCCAGACAGGAAUCAUCUUUACCCUCUUAGGGGCCAGUGAGGAGGAGGAGGAGGAUAAGAAGAAGAAAGGUAAAAAACAAGGAGUCUCUGAAAAUCGCAACAAAGCAAAGACCCAGGAUGGAGUGGCCUUGGAAAUCCAGCCACUCAACAGCCAGGAGGGGACUGACUGUGAGGAAAAGGAGAAGAAAGUAACCAGGGUGCCCAAAAAGGAGAAGUCGGUGCUUCAGGGCAAGCUGACACGCCUGGCUGUGCAGAUCGGGAAGGCGGGUCUCAUCAUGUCUGCUCUCACAGUUGUCAUCCUGAUUCUAUACUUUGUGAUUGACAACUUCGCGAUACAGCGCAGAGCAUGGCUGCCCGAGUGUACUCCUGUCUACAUCCAGUACUUUGUCAAGUUCUUCAUCAUCGGCGUCACUGUACUGGUAGUAGCUGUGCCAGAGGGGCUGCCGCUGGCUGUCACCAUCUCACUGGCCUACUCUGUGAAGAAAAUGAUGAAAGACAAUAACCUGGUACGGCACUUGGAUGCUUGUGAGACAAUGGGCAACGCCACAGCCAUUUGCUCUGAUAAGACAGGCACGCUGACCAUGAACCGCAUGACAGUGGUACAAGCUUAUGUUGGGAAUACCCACUACCGCCAGAUCCCAAGCCCUGAUGUCUUCCCACCCAAUGUUCUGGACCUUAUUGUCAAUGGCAUUUCUAUCAACAGUGCUUAUACCUCUAAGAUUCUGCCUCCAGAAAAGGAGGGAGGCCUACCACGGCAGGUAGGCAACAAGACAGAGUGUGCCCUGCUAGGCUUUGUCACAGACCUGAAGCAGGAUUACCAGGCAGUGCGCAAUGAGGUGCCUGAGGAGAAGCUCUGCAAGGUGUACACCUUCAACUCAGUACGCAAGUCCAUGAGCACAAUCAUCAAGAAGCCCGAAGGCGGCUACCGAAUGUUCAGCAAGGGCGCUUCUGAGAUAAUAUUGCGCAAGUGUAAUCAAAUUCUGGAUAAGAAAGGAGAAAUAGUUCCAUUCAGAAGUAAAGACCGAGAAGAUAUGGUGCGCACUGUCAUUGAACCCAUGGCCAGUGAGGGACUCCGGACUAUCUGCAUAGCAUACCGGGAUUUCGAUGGCACAGAACCCUCAUGGGACAAUGAGAAUGAAGUCAUCACUGAGCUGAUCUGCAUUGCAGUGGUGGGCAUUGAGGAUCCUGUGCGCCCAGAGGUACCAGAUGCAAUUGCCAAAUGCAAACGAGCUGGCAUUACUGUCAGAAUGGUGACAGGUGAUAAUGUCAACACAGCACGGGCCAUUGCCACCAAAUGUGGCAUUCUGACACCUGGAGAUGACUUCUUGUGCUUAGAAGGCAAAGAGUUCAACAGGCUUAUCCGAAAUGAGAAGGGCGAGGUGGAACAAGAAAAAUUAGACAAGAUCUGGCCUAAGCUUCGGGUGCUGGCACGGUCUUCCCCCACGGAUAAACACACCCUGGUGAAAGGUAUCAUUGACAGCACUGUUGGAGACCAGCGCCAGGUAGUGGCUGUCACUGGUGAUGGAACAAAUGAUGGACCCGCUCUAAAGAAAGCAGACGUUGGUUUUGCCAUGGGUAUUGCAGGCACAGAUGUGGCAAAGGAGGCAUCGGACAUCAUCCUAACAGAUGACAACUUCACCAGCAUCGUGAAGGCAGUAAUGUGGGGGCGGAAUGUGUAUGACAGCAUUUCCAAGUUCCUGCAGUUCCAGCUCACUGUCAAUGUGGUGGCCGUUAUUGUGGCCUUCACUGGAGCCUGCAUCACUCAGGAUUCCCCACUGAAAGCGGUGCAGAUGUUGUGGGUUAAUCUGAUCAUGGACACUUUUGCUUCCCUGGCCCUGGCCACAGAGCCCCCUACGGAUUCUCUGUUGAAGCGUCGCCCUUAUGGCCGAAAUAAGCCUCUGAUCUCACGUACUAUGAUGAAGAACAUCUUGGGCCAUGCAGUGUAUCAGCUCACAGUAAUCUUUCUCCUCGUCUUUGCUGGUGAGAAACUGUUUGACAUUGAUAGUGGGAGGAAGGCACCGCUCCAUUCACCACCUACCCAACACUACACCAUUGUUUUCAACACCUUCGUGCUGAUGCAGCUCUUCAAUGAAAUCAACUCGCGGAAGAUCCAUGGAGAAAAGAAUGUCUUUUCAGGCAUCUACCACAAUGUCAUCUUCUGCUCUGUAGUUGUAGGCACGUUCAUCUGCCAGAUUUUCAUUGUGGAAUUCGGGGGUAAGCCCUUCAGUUGUACACAGCUCAGCCUGGCCCAGUGGUUGUGGUGUCUCUUCAUAGGGAUUGGAGAACUUCUGUGGGGCCAGGUCAUCUCUGCGAUACCUACCAAGUCUCUGAAGUUCUUGAAGGAGGCUGGGCAUGGCACUGCUAAGGAGGAGAUCAACAAAGAUGCUGAGGGAAUGGACGAAAUUGACCUCGCAGAGAUGGAGCUGCGCCGAGGCCAGAUUCUUUGGUUCCGUGGCCUGAACCGGAUCCAGACUCAGAUCGAAGUAAUUAACACAUUCCAGACUGGAGCCUCUUUUAAGGGAGUCCUAAAGCGACCGAGCGUGAGUCAACACCUUGAUGUAAAACUGGCUCCUAGCUCAUCCUAUAUCAGAGUGGUCAGAGUGUUCCAUAGUGUCCAUGAAGCCAUUCAUAAACCCAGGAACCAAAACUCCAUCCACAACUUCAUGACCCACCCUGAGUUCAACGCAGAUGAGAUGCCACAAGCUUCAUUUGUGGAGGAACAAGAGGAAGUCCCUGAAUCGGUUCCUAAGGUGGAGACUAAGAUGCUUGCGUUGGAUGGUGAGGCCGCUCCAAAUCCUAACAGAAACAACAACUCCGUGGAUUGCAACCAAGUGCAAAUUGUUACUUCCCAUUCCGACAACCCUCUACAAAGCCUGGAGACAUCAGUUUGAACUUUCAUUCUCUGACUCCUGUCCCUGCUUUCCCUAUGUCUUUUUUCAUCUGUCCCAUCCAUAAGGCGAUGAUUGGGACUUUUGAUUGCUAUGUCAGCUGCUCCCAAGUGUGUGAGAACCCCCUGCUUCACCAUGAAGAAACAAGAGCACAGACCUACAAGGAUUUCAACUUACACUUGAGUUGGGGUUUGUAGCAGGACCCAGUCAAAUCCUGGGCAGGUAAUGGUAGAAUCUACUCCAUAGGUGCAUCAGUUUUCAUUUUUUAAAGAAAUGAGACAAUCCUCCUGGCAUCACCCAACCCAGAAAUUUCCAGUGUUCCCACAUGUAUCGCCACCUCCUGACUUAGAGAUUUUAUCCUAUGAGUUUCUGCCAUUUACAGGCUAAGUUGUGGGCUCAGAGAAGAGACAAAUACCCAUCAAUACAAUGUGUUCCAAUAGAAUGAUUAUUCUUGGGACAGUUUUUCCCAUUUUGAAAAUUUACACCCUAAGGCCUCUAUCUCUUUCUGCCCUCAGUCUGACCACCCCAAGGUUCUUUUGGUCUUAUGUGACCCUUAUCUUUACUCUUUUUUUUUUUUUUAAAUAAAAGUUGUGAUAACUAAGAGAACCGAAAGGACAUGGGCAAGUUGAGCCAAUUUUGGCCCUUCUGGCCCCCAAAGAACUCUUAAUUUCAGUCUAGAGGAAUGCAGAUUUCUUUACUGAAAGGGUCUUUUUGGAGCAAAUAAGAGCUGGUGAGUAUGCUUCUCUACUGUGGCCUGGCCAGCUCCUACUUCUGAACUGCCAUCAGGUCAGGUGCCUAUGGAUUUUUACACACCAGGGAAAUCGGCCUUGACAGUGAAGCUUGUAUAUGUGUGGUGGUUUUUAUCCUAGGCCUGAGCUUCCUCCUGUUCCUCCUGUUCCUGACCCUGCCUCCUAGCUGGGCAAGGACUUUCAGAGCCAACAGCUGGCAGGCCUACGACAAGGCAAAUCAUGAAGCAUACUCUUAAGGGGGUGAGCACUGCUUCAAAGGCCUCUGCCAAGACUCUCACAGGACAGAAGCUGGUUGGUGAGGGAGUCGGUGUUGAAAAGCCUUGGGAGUGUCUGAAGAGCCAGUCAAUCCAGCAGGAUCUGAGAAACCUCCCUGCAGGCACCAGAAACCCUGAGCUAGGUACCUGGGUACUAGCUUUGACAUUUUCUUCACUUUCCUAAUUCUACACUUCCCUAAUUCUUUGUUGUGUCCCACAAUAUUUUCAGUCUCUGAGAAGGUCCCGGCAUUUUGCAAAUAUUCCGAUUUUGAAAAUACAUAUCUAGAGGAGGAGGCUCCCUGGCAGUGUGUUGAUUCAAGGAGCAGAAAGGCCCUCCCUGGAAAACGCCCCACCUUCUCUCUCCUUGCUUUGAUAGGCCCCAUCCAGCCUUCAGUGGUGUCUCCACUGCUGCCCAGGAAAGCCCGUGCCUUUUUUUGCCCUGAACACUGCCCAAAGCAUCCUCUGCCCACCUUCCACUCAGGAGUUGGGGACUUUGCCAAGAAACUUUUUUUUUUAAGUGUUCCUUACUGGGACAAAGUGGAGCCACAUUGGCAGGUGCUCCAUUUGUAUCCCUACUGUGCUGACCUAAGCUCUUCUGUGCAUUUGGAGCAUGCAUGUCCCCGGGUCCCAUCUCCCAUCAGAUCACUGAAGGCCACCUCCCCCUUUCUAGAGUGAAGGGAAUAAGAAGAGGAUGCGUGAGGCUCAUGAGAACUGCCAGAUUUCCAUUUGGGAGAGGAAGGUGCCUGGAGCCUGUCCACUCCCAGCCUUUUCUCCUCGAGAUCCUUCUCCCUCCUCGUUUUCACCCAAGCUGUCCAAGAUAGAGUGAGUGAAGAAACGGUCCCCGCUCUACAUCUAUUAGUGCAUAAUCCAUCAUUGUAGGAAGUAGAAAAACAGUUUUGAUUUGGGUUUUGUCAGAGUUAACACUUCAGCAAUCUUUUCUGGAUCUUAAAUACUUGUGGGGAAAAACAACUCACUCGAAGAGUAAGUUGUUCAAAUAGAUAUAUUUACAUUAGAAGAUUUAAUUCUGUCAACUCUUUUAUUACCUCAGAUCAUUUUUAAAGCAAGCCAAUAACAAGCUUCGAAGGCCAUUUUACCAUUCUUGCUCCCAAAAGACUCUCGUGGUGCCUGACAGGUUACUCCUGAGGGCUUACGUCUACUUUUUCAAAGUCAACCGGUUUUUUGUGUGUGUUCUAGUUUCCAUAAUAUGAGAAAAAAAUAUAGAAAUAUUAUGCAAAAAUAUAUAGUUUUCUUUAGCUCAGAACUGAUAUUUUUUGAGUCAGCCAAAUAUUUGUAUUUCAAAUACAGUGCCGUCAUGUAACACCGUGGAGGGGAGCGCACAACCAGCUGUUUGACAUGACAGGUGACUUAGUAUAUUUGUAAUGAUUUAAAAAUCAGCACACCAUAUUUCCUUUCUCCAAACAGCCAUCUUUAUACUUGGGGGGGGGGGGGGAAUUUGUUGGGUUCUGGGCUUUUUAAAAUAUAACUAUUGUUGAUAUGGAAUUGAAUAAGUUCAAGUGUUUCUGUGCAUAUGUUUUUAUAUGUAAGUUUUUUCCUAUUCAGUUUCAGUGAUCCAGCUGGCAGUGAGAGUGAAUAUGACAUAAGCUAACAACACUUUCCCCAAAAUGGUGCUUUGGAUUUGAAGAGUCUCAUGGGGAGAAGGAGAAAAUAUCCUAGAGCCCUUUUCUGAUAAGCCUGCAAAAACGGGUACUAAACUACAAGUAGUGAGGAAAACACCCGGAAACAGGCUUCCCAGCCACCAAAAAACAGACAUGGGCCCCCAUGGAGAUGGAGUGCCAGGUUAUUAGUGGCUUGGGAUGAGGGUCAGCUGGGCUCCUGUUUCCUGAGGAAUCCACUGGCAGAGCAGUACCAGUGACAGUCUUUCCUCACCUGCAGCAAUACUCCGAUUUGGGGUUUGAAUUUCUUUAUGGUUCUUUCACUGCCUGGUCCCCAUGGAGUUUCCUACUAGUGAGUUUUUGUAAGUGGAUCUGAGUUGUGCAUCCUUCUCUCCCCUAGAAAGGUUUUAUGUCAUACAGCAGGUGGAAGACAGCACUCCAAAUUGGAAAUAAAACAAUGGCUGCUUCUAGCUCUGGGUGACAGUGUUCAGAGCUAGGUCUUUCUCUGUCCUCUAAAGUAAUUCUCCCAUCCCAAAAGAUGUGAGAGAGACCAGUUAGAAUCCCUCUGGGCACUUGUGGAUUCCUCAGGGUUUGGAUUUCUUUUUCCCUUUGAGCUUCAGGGGAGAUUUGCACAGAUCAAUCUGAGUGAUUACCUCACUGCCGAAAACCCAGAGGGGCACAGCAAGCUCGAAUGUGCUGGAAGACCCCUUCUGUAUCCCUUCCUUUCUUUCCCAUUACCCUUGCCUUACAAUUAAAGCAACCUGUAAUACCAUCCCAGUCUGUACACUUGCUCACCUUCUGUGUCAAGGGAUCACUCAAUGGCACUGGUGGGGGUGGGCACUUACAAAUGCCUGCUAUUCUAAAGCCAUUCCAGCCUCUUCCUCAGAAUAAACCAGACCCCCUUCCAUUUAGCUCAGUGCCAGAACUUUGGCCUUCCCGGCUCUGCAGUUUUGCCUGCUGUCCCCAUUCCUCCUAACUGGGAGAGGCAAAGGGAGGUGAGCUCCCUGCCACCAAAUUGGCCUUUGGUUCGUGUUUUAUCCCCAUAUGUAUAUAUGCCAUAUGUGAAUAUGCCAUAUAUAUGUGCCAACAAAUCUGUCUAUAUCAUUCUUUUCAAAUCAGCAUGCAGAUAGGAAUUGUUCCUUCUCAGUAACUAGUAUAACAAGCACUGGUAUUUUUAUACAAAAAAAAAAAAAGAAAAAAACUGAAAUUGGACUUGUGAAUCUGCAUGACAAACAAAUGGUGAUAUCAAAGCAGUGUAUUUCCCUAUCGUGUGUUGCCAUAAUUUGCAAUUCAGCUUAACAGUGCACCCAAUCUGCAUUUGCAUUUUGAUAUUAUUUAAGCUUUAUGUAUAAUGUUUUGCAUGUAUUUAUCUGGUUCUUAGGGAGGAAAUGUUAUAAACUAGCACAUCUGAAAUUUAAAUGUGUUGUUCCACUGAGACAAGAAGAAAAGUUUUAAAAGAGGUAAUUUUUUGGAACCAAUAAAGCUUUUUGCUGAUGAGCAGAAACCAAUGCCACCAUGCACUGAGAAUAAAAACCCAUGCCCACUUGUAA
Nannospalax galili (Upper Galilee mountains blind mole rat) is the source of this 8946-nucleotide messenger RNA. It is a transcript of the gene Atp2b4, whose product is annotated as ATPase plasma membrane Ca2+ transporting 4. Bases 1064 to 4783 code for a protein of 1239 amino acids. The record is from RefSeq and is a predicted model, not a curated record. The transcript has 22 exons. Gene Ontology annotation, cellular component: membrane; intracellular membrane-bounded organelle. Lineage: Eukaryota; Metazoa; Chordata; Mammalia; Rodentia; Spalacidae. Gene Ontology annotation, biological process: calcium ion transmembrane transport; regulation of cytosolic calcium ion concentration. Gene Ontology annotation, molecular function: P-type calcium transporter activity; ATP binding; PDZ domain binding.